Messenger RNA from Zonotrichia albicollis (white-throated sparrow), 789 nucleotides. The record is from RefSeq and is a predicted model, not a curated record. Lineage: Eukaryota; Metazoa; Chordata; Aves; Passeriformes; Passerellidae.
AUGNGCCACCACCUGCACACGCCCAUGUUCUUCUUCCUGCUCAACCUGGCCCUCAGCGACCUGGGCUCCAUCUGCACCACUGUGCCCAAAGCCAUGCACAAUUCCCUCUGGGACACCAGGGACAUCUCCUACACUGGAUGUGCUGCCCAAGUAUUUUUUUUUGUUUUCUAUGCUGUAACGGAGUAUUUCCUUUUGACCGUCAUGUGCUACGACCGCUACGUGUCCAUCUGCAAACCUCUGCACUAUGGGACCCUCCUGGUCAGCAGAGCUUGUGCCCACAUGGCAGCAGCUGCCUGGGCUAGUGCCUUUCUCACUGCUCUUGUGCACACAGCAAAUACAAUUUCCCUGCCUCUGUGUCAUGGCAAUGUCCUGCGCCAGUUCUUCUGUGAGGUGCCCCAGAUCCUCAAGCUCUCCUGCUCCAAAUCCUAUAUCAGGGAACUUAGGCUUCUUGCUGUCACUGUGUGUUUCAAUUUCGGUUGUUUUGUGUUCAUUGUUUGUUCCUAUGUGCAGAUCUUCAGGGCUGUGCUGAGGAUCCCCUCUGAGCAGGGAUGGCACAAAGCCUUUUCCACCUGCCCCCCUCACCUUGCCGUGGUCACUCUGUUCAUCAGCACUGGCAUGUUUGCCUACCUGAAGCCCCCCUCCAUCUCCUCCCCAUCCCUGGAUCUGGCCCUGUCAGUUCUGUACUCGGUGGUGCCUCCAGCCCUGAACCCCCUCAUCUAAAGCCUGAGGAACCAAGAGCUCAAAGCUGCAGUGUGGAGACUGAGGACUGGAAGGUUACAGAAACAUUAA